Molecule: messenger RNA, 3523 nt
Organism: Sander lucioperca (pikeperch)
Lineage: Eukaryota; Metazoa; Chordata; Actinopteri; Perciformes; Percidae
Gene: tnpo3
Product: transportin 3
Exons: 23
Coding region: 149-2920 (923 amino acids)
Biological process (GO): protein import into nucleus
Cellular component (GO): nuclear membrane; cytoplasm
Molecular function (GO): small GTPase binding
Source: RefSeq, a predicted model, not a curated record
CUAAUGUUCCUGGCGGUGUUUCCUGUCGGCAGAGGAUCCUGGUCGCACGCGGGAAGCCAGUGCUUUGAGAUGGCGGUCGACACACAGACCGUGUAGGUUCAGAUCGUGCAGCGUGUUGGAGAACUUUCUGGCUCAUAAUCUCAGCGCUAUGGAGGGGGGCAAGCCGAACCUGGCCCUGGUCUACCAGGCGGUCCAGGCCCUGUACCACGACCCGGACCCGACCGGGAAGGAGCGAGCCUCGGUGUGGCUCGGAGAGCUCCAGAGAUCGAUGUAUGCGUGGGAGAUCUCGGACCAGCUGCUGCAGCUCAAGCAGGAUGUGGAGUCGUGUUAUUUUGCUGCUCAGACGAUGAAGAUGAAGAUCCAAACCUCCUUCUUCGAGCUUCCUCCAGAGACCCACAAUGCACUGCGAGACUCGCUGCUGACCCACAUCCAGAACCUUAAGGACCUGUCGCCCAUCAUCGUUACCCAGCUGGCUUUAGCCAUCGCAGAUCUCGCUCUCCAGAUGGCCUCGUGGAAAGGAUGUGUUCACACGCUCAUAGAAAAGUACAACAACGACGUCAGCUCCAUGCCCUUCCUCAUAGAGAUCCUCACCGUGCUGCCAGAGGAAGUCCACAGUCGCUCUCUACGGAUCGGAGCCAACCGGAGGACCGAAAUCAUCGAGGAUCUGGCCUAUUACUCCAGCACAGUGGUCACACUGCUGACUUCGUGUGUGGAGAAGACGGGGAACGAUGAGAAGAUGCUCAUCAAGGUGUUUCGCUGUCUGGGCAGCUGGUUCAACCUGGGAGUCCUGGACAGCAACUUCAUGGCCAGCAACCAGCUGCUCAUGGUGCUCUUCCAGGUCCUGCAGAGGGAUGAAACCCCGACCAAUCUGCAUGAGGCGGCGUCCGACUGCGUGUGCUCGGCGCUCUACGCCAUCGAGAACGUGGACACCCACCUGCCGCUGGCGCUGCAGCUGUUCCAGGGCGUCCUGACGCUGGAGACAGCGUAUCACAUGGCCGUGGCCCGGGAAGACCUCGACAAAGUGCUGAACUACUGCCGCAUCUUCACCGAACUCUGCGAGACGUUUCUGGAGACGACGGUCCGGAGUCCAGGCCAGGGGAUGGGAGACCUGCGCACGCUGGAGCUGCUGCUCAUCUGUGCAGGACACCCACAGUACGAGGUGGUGGAGAUCUCCUUUAACUUCUGGUACCGUCUGGGAGAACAUCUGUAUAAAAUAAAUGAUGCAGCUCUCCACACCAUCUUCCGACCGUACAUCCAGAGACUCCUGCACUGUUUGGCCCGGCACUGUCAGCUCGACCCAGACCACGAGGGGAUCCCGGAGGACACGGAUGAUUUUGGGGAGUUCAGGAUGAGAGUCUCGGACCUCGUUAAAGACGUCAUUUUCCUGGUUGGAUCCAUGGAGUGUUUCUCUCAGUUAUAUUCUACGUUAAAAGAAGGGAACCCUUCCUGGGAAGUGACGGAAGCUGUUCUCUUCAUCAUGGCUGCAAUCGCUAAAAGCGUUGAUCCAGAGAACAACCCGACCCUGUCCGAGGUCUUGCAGCAGGUGGUUUUGCUCCCAGAAACCGUCCACAUGGCGGUUCGCUUCACGAGCAUCGAGCUGGUCGGAGAGAUGAGCGAAGUCGUGGACAGAAACCCCAGAUUCCUCGACCCUGUGCUGAACUACCUGAUGAAAGGCCUCCGAGAGAAACCUCUGGCGUCUGCAGCAGCGAAGGCGAUCCACAACAUCUGCUCGGUGUGCAGAGAUCACAUGGCUCAGCACUUCCAGGGCCUGCUGGACAUCGCCCGCGCCCUGGACUCCUUCGCCUUGUCCACCGAGGCCGCCGUGGGGCUGCUCAAAGGUACAGCUCUGGUUCUGGCCCGGCUUCCUCUGGAGAAGAUCGCCGAGUGUCUGAGUGACCUGUGUGCCGUUCAGGUCCUGGCUCUGAAGAAGCUUUUGUCUGAGGAAUCUACCAACGGGAAGUCAGCUGAUCCCACCGUGUGGCUGGACAGACUGGCUGUUAUCUUCAGACACACGAACCCCAUCGUAGAGAACGGACAGACGCACCCCUGUCAGAAAGUCAUUCAGGAGAUCUGGCCCGUUCUGUCCGAGACUCUGAACACUCACCAGGCCGAUAACCGGAUCGUGGAGCGCUGCUGUCGCUGUCUCCGCUUCGCUGUGCGAUGUGUCGGGAAAGGCUCCGCCUCCCUGCUGCAGCCGCUCGUCACGCAGAUGGUGAGUGUGUACCAGGUGUACCCCCACUCGUGCUUCCUGUACCUGGGCAGCAUCCUGGUGGACGAGUACGGCAUGGAGGACGGCUGCAGGCAGGGGCUGCUCGACAUGCUGCAGGCUCUGUGCAUGCCGACCUUCCAGCUGUUGGAACAGCAGAACGGUCUGAGGAAUCAUCCCGACACCGUGGACGACCUGUUCAGACUGGCCACCAGGUUCGUUCAGAGGAGUCCCGUCACUCUACUCAGCAGCAGCAUCAUCGUUCACAUCAUCCAGUGCGCCAUCGCUGCCACCUCGCUGGACCACCGAGACGCUAACUGCAGCGUCAUGAAGUUCGUCCGAGACCUGAUCCACACCGGGGUGGCUAACGACCACGAGGAGGACUUUGAGCUGAGGAAGCAGCUGAUUGGCCAGGCCAUGGAGCAGCACGCCCAGCAGCUGGUGACCCAGCUGAUGCACUCGUGCUGUUUCUGUCUCCCGCCGUACACGCUGCCGGACGUCGCCGAGGUGCUGUGGGAGGUCAUGCUGUUCAACAGGCCGACGUUCUGUCGCUGGUUAGAAAACGCUCUGAAAGGGUUACCCAAGGAGACGUCUGGAGGAGCCGUGACCGUCACUCACAAACAGCUGACGGACUUCCACAAGCAGGUCACUAGUGCUGAGGAGUGUAAGCAGGUGUGUUGGGCCAUCAGAGAGUUCACCAGACUGUUCCGAUAGCUGCGCUUCACACAACACCAGGUUAAAUCUUUUGUUGACCAACAUUCAGAGGUGACGGCAAAAAGCUGCGAGUGCAGACGAGGAUCCAAAGGGACGACAGGAAGAGGAGGAGGAGGAAGAGGAGGAGGUGGAGGAGGAGGAGGGACUUUGAAUGUGAAACGGGACGAAUCACUCUGCAGGACUGACGGAGCGAGCUGAUUGGACAGACUGAGUCCUCCACCUGCAGCAGGUGUGGGGGGGGGCGGGUCCAGCGGGGGGGCGGGGUCAGGACGAGUUCACUCAGUGAACCAAUCAGAGGAUGUGCCUGGCCAACAGUUUUUAAGAGAAGAUUUAUUUUUGGGACUUUGGUCGUGAUGUUUUCUGUCCGUGCCAUACAAAGAGCCAAAAGAUUUCCCAUGAUGCACUGGGCUGAGCGGCUGCCUGUGGAGGCUCGAUGCUGGAGGAUUUGGCGUCACCUUUGACCUUUUUAACUUUGGUUGACUUUUAGUUGUUUUUCCACAAAGUGAGACAGAGUGAACUCUGGGUAAUGAGACGGAGAGACUGACACCAUGACAUCAUCGGUGAUGUAGCCUUGUUGUAAACAAUAAAAACAACUGAAACAAC